Molecule: messenger RNA, 1115 nt
Organism: Suillus discolor
Lineage: Eukaryota; Fungi; Basidiomycota; Agaricomycetes; Boletales; Suillaceae
Exons: 5
Coding region: 121-792 (223 amino acids)
Source: RefSeq, a predicted model, not a curated record
CAGCCAUAGUGUCCGAAUCAUAGUUCAUACGCAGAAGAUUUGGGAACUACAAAAAGUCCCCAACAUGUCGAGACGUAGCAUCAAUUCACCUCACCUCACCCCUUUGACAUAGUGCUCGCCAUGGCCCUACAGUAUUUUCCGGAGGUUUCCACGUUCCACGGAACCCCUGAUGAAGGAUCACUCACCGAAGAGCAAACAAUCCCCGCAUCUCUUCGUGACACGUCUUCUUUAACGAGAGUACUUUGUUUUUUGGCACUCGGACGCCCUGAUCUUGAAGAUCACUGGGAGUCACUGCAAUCCAAAGAAGGAUUUGAGGACGUGAGGAAAAAACUGUGCUCCAUCCUGUCCAACACUAUCUCCGUAGCUAGCCUGCUUCUCGCGACAAAUGCUGUUUUCGUGUCCACAGGUUCUCUUGUGUCUUACUUUAACUAUUCCUCACCUGCAACCUAUUUCCUGCUCUUUAUGUCACUCAUGCUGGCCAUGAUUGCAGUGAUGACAUCUGGUUUGAGCAUGAUUCGCUGGAUACACACUGAUCGGCAGUGGACUCGAGAACAACUUAGGAUAGGCGGCUGCUUCCUCUUUCCCUACCUGUUAUCGAUCAUCAUGCCCAUAUUAUUUGUUGGCCUCUCCCUGAAUUGUUUCAUAUUCGCGAUGUUGAUAUCAGGCUUUAACUUGCAAAAUACUGUCUGCCGCGUCAUCACUGCGCUCUGGCUAGUCAUGUACGCCAUCUGCAUUGGGGCAACAUUGACGGAAUUCGCGUGGAGGUAUGCGAAAGGCCUCAAAUCACAAUGAUCCAGACACCAUUGGGAGUUUCUACCCUUAUUUUUUCGCCUUUUUCCUGUUGGAAUCUUUAGCGCUUGUAUGGAUGUACCAUAAAUUACAGCCCAAUAACGGGGUGGACGACACUCCGGUGGGUAUUGCGUGCUUGGUUGUAACAGUAGUGAAGUAGUAUUUAGUUACAUUUACUUCACAUAUACCAGUACCAUCGGCGUGAGAGCAAUUGAUAUCAAUUCUUUCUCGCUUCUGUCUGUCUCUGUGAGCACCCUUCGAAACACUCGUGAGUCUAUCAACGUGAACUUGAUGAAAUCACAGGAGACGGGUCAAAGUUGGACUCU